AUGUCGGGGAAAGCGUAUACAAUGAAAGAAAUGAAAACUAUAGUAGAUUAUUUAAUUGAACACAAAGCUUACAGUGAAACCAAAGGAAGAAAAAUGUGGAUAGACUUACAAGAUUCAAAGGUGACAAAUCGAACAUGGCAAAGUUUAAAAGAAACAUUCAUUAAAAGAAUACUUCCUGAUAUUAGCAAUCCAUACUAUAAACUGACAACACAACAAAUAUCUAGCUUUAAGCAAGGUUAUGACAUAGAAGCAAGGAUUAGUAAUAGACUGCAAAUUAGAUCAGCAAGUGGUGAUUCAAACACAGAGGGUGAGAGCCACAAAAGUACUGAAGAACCUGACAGCAAUAAAGACAGAACAGGUGAGGAUCUUAACCAAUCAAAAUCAGAUCUAAGAGCCUCCACAGAAACACUAGUCUUAGAAAAUUAUGAAGCCCCUGAAGAAAUACAAGAACAAAGCCAAUCAAAAUCUCUUAGAGAACUUAUAACCUACUCCGAACCGUUAACACCAAUGCUUCAAGCAGUCAUGGAUGAUUUUGCUAGCGAUGAUGGUGAUGGAUCCAAUGAUGAACCUAAGAUGCAAAUAGUAGAACAACCAGACUCGGAAACUAAUGCAAUUGAUCCAGAUGUUAUUCUAGUAGAUGGUUCAAAUUCUGAUGAUCAACAAAAUUCAAAACCCAAAGAAAGUGAGAAAACUUCAGAUAAAAUACCAUCGUCUAACAAAAAUGACACUCAAAUUGAUGAACCAAAAUCAAAUGAAAAAGUUCAUGGCAAAGACCAUAAUGAUGAAUCUUCUAUCUUUCUUAAUGGAAGUGACACGAGUCCUAGUAAAGAGCGAAGUGUUACCGAGUUAAAAAAAAGUAAUGCAGAAAAUCUAAGCACUGAAAACAAACUAACGCAAAAUGCUUCGAACUCUACAACUGAUACUUUUUUGCCUGACAAUCAAGAAGGGUAUAAAAAUAAAGAAACUAAAAUAAAAGAGAGAACCAAAGCAAACUUAAAAAUAAGUGAUGCAAAACGUGGGAAGAGAAGAGCCAGUUCACAAGAUAAUCCUGCAAGUAGCCAAAAGAGAUUAUUGGAAAAUGAAAAGCAAACUAAUUCAGAUGUAGAUAUUCUCAAAAAAGCUAAUAAAAAAAUAGAUUUAAAAAAACUUAUAGAAAAUAUACCAGAAGUAGUGGAAGCGUCCACUGGUAAAGAAUCUAAUAGUGAAGCUAAAAAUCAAGAUACAGCUGCAAGCAAAGAGAAAGAGAAAUCAAAUGAAAUCAUGCAAAUUGACGAGAUAAGUACCCCAGAAAACGAAAACCCCUGUUUAAAGAGCGUAAGCCUGUAUGAAGAACAGUUUUCAAGCAAGAAGUAUACAGAUUCUGAAAACAGUAACGUUGAAGGUCAAAAGAAAGAAAAAAAGAAAAGCAAUCAAAAGGAUGAAAAAGCGGAAGCCACUAAAACAGUAACCGUGAGUAAUAAAGCUAAAGAAGUGGUGGUAUUGAAAUCCAAUUCUGAAUCUUUAAGCGAUUCAACAAACGAGCCAGCUAAGAGAGUUUCAGAUAGACUUCGCCAGCAAAGGGCUCUAGCGAAUGUUUUUGGAUUUAACAGUGGUGGAGUAAAUAGAAAUCGCAGAAGAGGGAACAGUUUUCGAAAAUCUCGAAAUUCUCGAAAUUCAAUAUCUCGCCAUAAAUCAAUUAAUAUGAGCACGGACUCGACCGAAUGGACCUCUGACACCGGGUCGGAGUACGUGUCGCCGCCUCGAGGACGGAGGAACAGACAGACAAGAAAAUAUUUAAAACCCAAAUCGGCCCGUGUGUUAUCGCUCGAGGAAGAAGGCGGGCUUUUUGUAAUGUAUGGGAAGAAAAUUUAUCCUGUUGUGAAAGAUGGCAAAAUUAUCAAAAACUAUGUCUCUUAUACACCAGAAGAUGAUGUUGAUCCGGAGGAGUCAUACUGGAAAUUGAAAUAUGUUGAAGAAAAGAAAAGGACAGCAGAACUUACUAAAUUAUUAAACCAAGGUAAAGAUAAAAGUGACACUGACACCAGAGUUCCUGUUAUACCAUCGACUUCAAUAAGUAAAGCGCUUGUAGACAGUCCAUCCAAAAAAGAAACAGAAAAAAUAGUCUCAGAUAAUAUAGCGAUAUAUAACGCUGCUACAGAAGAUAAAACAGUGAAACUAAAGGUCACAAAAAAUAACGAGGAAGUGCAGCUGGAGGGUCACUGGUCGCACGUGAACCCCGUGCUGGCGCAGGUGCUGCAGCUGCUGCAGCGCGAGCCCGCGCCGCCCGCCGCACCCGCGCCCGCGCCACGUGACUGCGCCUCCGACGCGUCCAGCGUCAAGUCCGCCUCCGUCGUUGUCCUUGAGCAAGAUGUUAGCGCAAGAGUCGACGAACUAGAAAAAGAAAUAUUUGAAAAAAUAAAACAAAAAGAAGACGAACAUAUUGAUUCAGACAAGGAAGAAAUUGAUAUGAAACCAGCUGAACCACAAGGAACCCCGAAGAAAGAAGAUGAAAAUGAUAAUAACUCAAAUGAAAACAUCACAAAACGCAAAGGUCGGCCGAGAAAGUCUGAAACAACGCCCACUGCACCUUCUCCGGCAAAAAAAUCUAAACUAGAUGCAGAAGUACAAGUAGAAUCAUCUAUAGCUACAAGAAGAUCGCUCCGGACUUCUAGAAAGAUAUCAGAUAAUAAUGAAGUGAAAGAAAAUAACACUCCAAAAACUCGCCAAAACACAGCAACAAAGUCAAAAAAAUUGGAGACUCCUGUGAGUGAUGACAUUAACGAAGUCAGGUUCAAGUUCCCUUCUUCUGCCGAGAAAAGUACUAACAAACCUAAAAAGGAUACGAAAAAUACAAGACUACGAAAAUCUAACAGCUCGACGCACUUCAAAAUAUACACAUCGCCAGACAACUUAUCUCACAAUUCCAAUGAAAGUACUCAGGGGUACGUCGAUUCAGACCCCAGCCCCACUAAAAUAACUUUAAGGAAAAAAAGAAAAUCGAGCAUCACUAUUCCGGCUUAUAGAACUAGAAGUCAAACUAGGAAACAAAAUUUAUCCCAUCCCUAUUUGACUGAUGAUGUGUCGAGUGAUUCUAGUAACUCCUUUCAAGGUCCAGUUGAAACUCUAACCUUCCAAAAUUCAACUCUGUCUUCUGACAUAUAUAAAUCAGAUUCUUAUCAGCUCUUAAUCAAUAAUAACACCUCAAUGCGAAAUAGAAAUCUAUCCCAAAAAUUAGAUAAAAUCGACGAAAUUGUUCCAUUUGCACAAGAAACAGAAAAUUCGACAGAGCAGAAUAUUGAAGCCCUUUUUAAUUUAAACGAAAAUAAUAAUUUCGAACGGAAAGACACAAUUUCCCAAACAAAUACAGAUUAUUCAAGUAAUAUGACAAUGCCAACAUCACCAGCUUUAUCUAUAGUUGAAAAUAUAUCUAUAAGUAAGAGCAUGUUGAAUAAUACCGACGAUUUUGUCUUCGAUGGUGACUUAAAUGGAAAUGGAACAGAAAGAAUAACGCUUAAUAAUUUCAUGACACCCACAUUGGAUGUGUCCAUGCCUUUAAUGGAACAAGAGUGUGACAUUGAUACAAAAAUUCAUGAUGGUGUUGAAUACCACUAUAGUUUGUGUGCUCCAAAAACACCUUCAAUUAUCUCUGAAUCAUUUCUUAAUAAAAUAAACACUGUUAAUAUACAAGACCCGACAUCGGACAGCAUUAACGAUAAGCUAAAGAACUUAAUAUUGGAGAGUACUAAAAAGAGGAUAAAAAAUAACUACAGUGUAGAUGAAAAUAUGGAACAAGAUGAAAUUAUAAAUACUGAUGAUAAAAAGAGUAAAUUCAAGAAACGAAGUUCAACGCCUCGCAAACGGCAAACUACAUCUAAAUUGAAAUUAAUUCAAAAUGAACCGUGCAUUGAAGAAGAGCACAUGGAGACUUGUUCCCAACUCAGCCGCAAGUCUUGCCCACCGGUUUUGCAAAUAUUUGAAGAGAUAAAUAAUAACAACGAAGCGAUUGCCACCAUUGAAAAAAAUAUUGAUAAACCGAAAAAUAGAAAAAAGAAGGAUAUUAUUAAAGUAAAAAUUGAUAAGCCUAAGAGAAAACGCAAAGAAAACGAGCCUGAUUUAAAGUUGAAAGAACAACCAUACCAAACUAACAAGGAACAACAUCAAAACCAUGAAACAACAAACAAUAACCAAAUAGACAGUGGCAUAAACGAGACGCAAUCUAGUAUAUUUCUUCAAAUGUCUGAGGACAGCGUGGAUUUGAUUCACAAUCACUCAGAAACAUGUCUCAACGCGCACGAAUGUUUGGAAGCUAGUGUGAAAAUCAUUGAUAAUUCCACAAAAUCUAUUAUAUCCAUUGAUUCAAAUUCGAUGCUGUCUAACGAAGAUUCUAAUAAAGAUUACUUUAAAAAUUUAUCAGAUAUAUUGGCUCAGGAGUUGUAUUAUAAUGACGCGCAAGAUGGAACACAAAUGAUUAAAGCUACCUCUAACUACGGUUCGGAAUUCAGGCAAAACAACGCUACUGCUACAGUCUUCCACACUCCGCUGGGAAGCCUGUCGACACCUAACAGUCUGAUCACAGAAGACCUAUCUGAUGACGCUCUCCCAAAGCCCGCUUGUAAUACUAAAUGGUAUCUCUUCUCUGAAGAUGAAACGUCUAAUACGAAUGCCUUUGAAGUUGAUCGUAAUUCCGGCUAUGGGGCAAAUUUAAACGAUAUAUUCCCACUAACAUGCGCCGUUCCAGACUUGUCCACCAUUACAGAAAUGUCCAAAGAUGUUGACGAAAAUACAAGGAAGUUCGGUGAAGAUACGAACAGUAGAAAUGAUUUCGAUUCUCAAAGUUUAUUCAAUAAUUAU
This is a messenger RNA of Brenthis ino (lesser marbled fritillary), 4830 nucleotides long. The record is from the annotation of a GenBank genome assembly. NCBI's taxonomy places the organism in Eukaryota, Metazoa, Arthropoda, Insecta, Lepidoptera, Nymphalidae.